AUGCUUACUGCCCUACCGCGAAUGUCUACUCAAGACUUAUAUAGUGAACUACCUUAUAUUCUUCGUCGUGUAUUUGGUUACACCCGGCUUGAUUGGUUUCUAAAAGAUAUUGGUCUUGAUCGUCGACAAUUGUAUUCAAAUAUCUACGAUUUUUUAUGUCCAACUGGAAUUCUAUGGAAAACGUUACAACGUUUAUCGGAUGAUUCACAUCAUCAAAUUCGUUUUCAAUAUUCGAUUCACGAUUUACCUUCACACAUACGUUCAAAAUUGUUAACAUCACUGGAUCUGUUUAAAGGGCGUCUAAAUCAAUCUGAUUCGUCAAUUUUAUUAGACCCAAUUGAAUAUUUUCUAUUUCAUUUAUUAAAUUAUCCCGUCUGUGAUCAAUCAAUACAAGCUCAAUUUCGUCUUGAUAGCGUUUAUUUAUCUGUAUUAGAAGCCUAUUUAUGUCUGUUUUUACCAAUUGAUGUUCAAGAAUUUCAUUUAUUAUCAACAAAACAUCACAUAAAAACAACAAUACCAAUUCUAUCAUCACCCGUAUUGCAAAAACCACGUGUUCAACCACAAUCCUAUUUAUUUGGAAAUAUUGGUUCAAAAAGAUCACCACAGCAAUCACCACCAUCCAUGGAUCCCUUUCAAACAUCACCACAACUAUCGACAACGGAUGUCAAUGAACAAAUUAGAAAAAUUGAUUAUUUUAUUAAAGCUUACGUAGAAUUUCUAAUUGAUCUAUAUCCACCUCAAAGUUCAAGUUUUCGAUCGAUAAUUGUCCAAGAAUUUAAUUUGUCCGAUGUUCAUUUGUUAUCAAUUCGAAUGUUUAUAAAACGUUUACAUUUAUUUUGUUAUUCAAAUUUAUCUAAAACAAACAAUAGCAUGUCUCCUGUUCAACAACGAACAACAUUAUAUCCACUACAAGGUUUAAAAAAUUCAUGUAUUGAUUUGUAUGUUCGUCGUCCAUUAUACAAUUUAAUACAAAUCGGAAUUGUACGAUGUCCAUUAGAUUCACGAUUUAACACACUAUUGUAUAUUUGGUACACUUAUAUUCGCCCAUGGCGUUUUGAACAAUUAACUGGUUUAGCUGAUACGACAACAAUUGAUCAACAGGAUAAUCAACAACAAGAAUCUCAAAUAAGUCAAGAAUAUCUAUCAUUUAUUGAAAAAAAUUAUCUAUUUUAUGGUCGUUUAUUUCAAUUAGUUAUUGAUCGUCUUCAAAAAACAGACAUGACAAAUUCACUUAUUGCACAAUUACUAACAAAAUUAGCUAAUGUUUUUUCAUCAAAAAAUUUUUCAUCAAUUAUUACAAAAGCGGAUCGUUUCUCAUCUCCUUCUAGUCCUGAAACAUCUCCACAACGAAAAUUAUUCAUGAAUCCAUUUCAUUUAUCACCAAAUUCUUCUGCAUCAUACAUGAAAACAACCUUGACAAGACAAAAUUCCGAUUAUUCCCUAUUAUCAGAUGAUACAAAAACAUUGAUGGUUAGUUGUUUAAGAAAAAUUCAUUCAGCUAUUGAAACAAAUGCGAUAAGAAUAGAAGAACAACAAAAACUUGCAAAAGAACGAGCAUCGAAAACAACGAGUGUAACAAAUUCUAUUAUGAAAGUAGUUCACAAAAUAUAUCAACCAAAAACUGCACCAUCAUCAACAGGAAUUGGAACAAUUAUAUCGAAUGAUAUUAUUCAACAGUUGAUAACGGUGAAACAAAAAUUUGCAGAUUUGUUUCAAAUUGAUUUAAAUUCAUUUGAAUCUUCAAUAGUUGAUUCGACGACUGAUAACAAACAACUAACUUCAUCUACACAACAAAAAUUCUUUAAUGUUAAACCCGAACAAUUACGACCAAUGAUGUAUUACGAGCAAAAUCCGGAAACAGCCGAACCAAAUCAAUUUGAAUUAAAACCUCUAUUAUGGUUUAAUCAAAGAUUAUCGGAAAAUAUUAAUUUAAGAUAUGGUGAUUAUAUACGUUCGUUAUAUGCACGAAAAGAUUUUCUUGGUACAUAUAGUCGACAAAUAUUUUAUGGUACAUCGAUUGAUGAUGCAAAAAUUAAUUUUCGUCAUUUUACAGAUUAUCGAACAUUAAUAUUAUUAUUAUUAUCAGCUUCAUCUCAUAUGUUUCAAAAGUUAAAUCCAUUCACCAAUAGGUUGCGGACACCAGUUUUGAUUGUUAAUCGUGCAAUUAAUGUCACUAGUCCAAAUAUCAGUCCCUCUGAAAAAGUGUCAUCAAAAAUUUCACCAGCAGUAAUUAAAAAGUUUGAUGCUGAAGUUGCUUAUUAUCAACAACGUGGUCAUUUACCAAAAGAGUUUGUUUUAUACGAUCAACUCUAUGAAAAAUUGGAAGCAAUGGCAACAAAGACUGAACGUCUUGUUUAUUUACGUUCGAUUGGAUCACGUUUAGCACGACGUGCAAAACAACAAGUCACAAGUACAAAUAAUAAAUCUAACCAAUCAGAAUUGCAAACAGUCUUCAAAGCAUCUAGUAAAAAAAAUUUUGGAAUUUAUUCUGGUUUUUCAACUAUUUAUCAAUUUUUGAAAUCAUCCGAUUUAACAGCGUUGGCCACAUGGAAUUAUUUAAAAGCUCAUCGUCUACAAGAAUUUAUUAUAUUUAAUUGUUCUAAUUUGAAUUCGUCAACGUUAGCUCAAUUUCUUCAAGAGAUGAGAGUAAUGCUGAAUGAGAUGAAGGAACCAUGGUGGCCAAUAUUAACUAAUGUGACGAAAGAAACAGAAGAUCAAAUGUUAAUUGAUAUGAUAAACAAACUUAAUUUAAAUGAAACACAUUUUUUAUGGCAAACAGAACAGUGUAAACCAUCAAAAUUGAUGCCAAUUGAUAAUUUAACAUUGGUUUGUCAUGAUAGAGGAUAUCCAUUACAUGAGAUUGAUUAUAAUACGACUUAUGUUUUGCAAUUAGAUUCUGAUAAUAAACGAUGUUAUCUUGGAAAUGGAUCAGAUGAAAAUGAUCAAGAAAUAAAAUUAUACAAAAAUGUUGUGAAAUUAGAACCAAGAACACAGGGCUACAGUCGAACACUUCGGGUAUCUGCAGCCGAUGCCAUUCAUUCGUUAACAUUAAUGAAAGGUCGAGUACCAUUUUAUGAUAGAAAAAAGAAGAUUGAAAGUAUGAAAGACUCGCCGGAACCUAAAGACAAUAAUAACCCAAGUAACGCCGAUGAUGAUGAAUGGAGUUCGAAACGAACAUUGUUACAAAGCUUGGAUGAUAAUUUAUACCCCAUUAGAUCCUUCAAGAAUCUAUCAUGUUUCCGCAUACUUAUUUCUCGUGUUCCGUUCUAUGAAAUUGAGUGUGCACUAAAAAUGAUGCCUAAUUUAGGUACGUUAUCCGUCCGCGGUAGUGUAUCUGCAAAAGAAAUGAAAUAUUUUGAUGGAGAUGUUUGGAAGAAGCUUAUUACCUGCUCAUUAACAAAACUAGAACAUUUUCAAUUGCGAAUCAGCAGUAUACAGUUAGACGGCAACAAUUCAACUUUAUUAAGAGCGAAGUUUGAAGAAGAUGAGUAUUGGUUAACGAAAAGUGACAGAUUUCAUGUUAAAAUUAAUUUCGUUGUGGAUUUAGAUUAA
Didymodactylos carnosus is the source of this 3552-nucleotide messenger RNA. The record is from the annotation of a GenBank genome assembly. Lineage: Eukaryota; Metazoa; Rotifera; Eurotatoria; Philodinida; Philodinidae.